Messenger RNA from Brassica napus (rape), 653 nucleotides. RefSeq lists its product as uncharacterized. The coding region runs from base 247 to 618 and encodes 123 amino acids. The transcript has 4 exons. NCBI's taxonomy places the organism in Eukaryota, Viridiplantae, Streptophyta, Magnoliopsida, Brassicales, Brassicaceae. The record is from RefSeq and is a predicted model, not a curated record.
CCUUAUGCUAAUGAGUUUCGUGUGGCAUAUGCAGAGGCCCUUAAAUAUGGCGGCGUGGUGAUUCUUGGCGAUCGUCAUAUACAGGUUAUAUAUAUAUAUAUAUAUGUUCGUCCAGAGUUUCAAAGUAUUCUUUUUAAUAAAUCUUAUUAUGCACCUUACAACAUGGAGUUGCAUUAUCUCUCCAGCAUGGCUAUAUUCAUUUGAUUUCACUGGUUUUUUUUCCGAGCAGAUCACGUAUAAAAGAACAUGGGCAAAGAUGCCUCUACUGCUCAAGUUAAAGUGUAUAUCCUUGACGCUGAGGACGAGGACGAAACGGACAUUUCGGACUUAAUAACUGAAGCGAGCAAGGAUUAUCCAUCUGUCAUCGAUAAAUUUGUGCAUGAGCGUGACCAGUACAUGUCAUGCGCUUUACUGAGUGUUGCAAGUAAGCAACGUUCGGUUGUGGCAGUUGUUGGCAAGGCGCAUGUUAAUGGAAUCAAGAAGAACUGGAAGCAACCUAUAUCGGUGAAAGAUCUAACGGAGAUACCAGAGCCAGUAUUUACAGUGAAGAGGGUAGUAUCAUCAGCGGCAAUAGCAUUUGCAGGGAGAGCUAUUAUACGUCUUGCAAGAAGAAGGUGAAAGAGACUGUAAUGGGGGCAGAGUUAUUUCUUUUU